Molecule: messenger RNA, 804 nt
Organism: Theileria equi strain WA
Lineage: Eukaryota; Apicomplexa; Aconoidasida; Piroplasmida; Theileriidae
Exons: 1
Coding region: 1-804 (267 amino acids)
Source: RefSeq, a predicted model, not a curated record
AUGAAGGUAUUUGCGUUCUCUGUUUUGCUUCUGGGUUAUCCCAACCUUUUCUGCAGCGCCCUGAGAGGAAGCAACGACUUGACGUUAGACAUCGACAAGUUCCCCGACCCAAUUGACAUCGUCACUGAAAACCAGGGCGAUCUCAAGGUCUACAAGCCAUACGACCCCAACGCUUUGAAGGCCAUCAUGCAAGGUGGAAAGCCAAUCUGGUUCAAGAAGAGAGGUGAAAAGGCUACCAAGGUUGUUGUCUUCAAUGCCGAUGCACCAAGCAUUGUACACGUCCACUUCCAAGCUGGAUCUGAAGAGAAGAUGAACAUCUACCACCUCCUGGGAGACUCAUGGGCCCUCAGAGGUACCUAUGAUCCAGAUCAGCCAGGAAGUCCUCUCUCUGGUGAGGACCCAAUUCCAGAGGAGGAAGUCUCUGAUCUCCAACUCGAUAUCACCGCCGCUGCUACCAAGGGCGUUCAAGUCAGUACCUUCGUCAGCUGCAACAUUCCCACCAAGGUCUUCAAAGUCGCUCCUGGCUCCGUAAUCAAGAGUCUCGUCGUUGGUGAAACUGCCGUAUGGGCAAACGGGAAUGAUAAGCUCAAGGAGUCCAAGGUCUAUCAGCCAAAGGGAGCUGCUGAAAGCUUUAUCUUUACCGCCGUUAUCAAUGGUGGUGGUGGCAAGGAUGUAACAAAGUUCUUCAAGAAGGAGGGAGCUGAAGUCAAGGAGCUCGCCAAGAAUGAAUUCGAAAAGAUGCUCCAGGAAUUCGUUGAUAACGACGUCCUCGAUAACGCAGGCCCAGCCUCCAUUGAUCUCUAA